UCUGUGAGCUACUUUUUCGAGCAUAGAUAUAAUUAGACCACUGAACAUUAUCAUAUUCUUCAUGGUUUAACUGCAUAACGGCUAAAUGUAAUGGUAGCUUGUUUUUGCUUGUUAAAAUUUUGAAGUCAUUCUUCGCGAAAAUAAUUUUGAGCUUUUACAGCCAGUAGGCUUAUAAAUACGAUUCCUUUUCAGAUAGAAACUAUGAUUUUAUAAAUUAUUCGUAGAAAUUUUAAAUAAAUUUUAAUUAUCGUAACCAAGAAAGUGCUGGUCACUAAUUUUAAUGAGUUUCCAAUAGACAAGAAGAGAAGGUGUCAUUUGACGAGCAAGACGACUCUAAGCACAGCUGAUAGUGCAAUCAUCAACAACAUCAUGAUAGAACUAGAGUUUUUCCACAUAAUAGCUGGGGCAGUUGUGCUCGCCUUACCAGCAAUAACUCUGGCAGUCUCACACCAGGUGCGCAAGAGGAGUUGCAAACGACGCAGCAGUUCCAAGUCUUCCAUGUUGUUUAACUCUAAAGGAAAGAAGUGUGAAAUGAUUGCGCACAAGGGAGCGGCUUUAGAUGGACCCGAAAACACGAUAGGAGCCAUUCAUAAGGCGGCCUCCAAUGGAUUUGAUGGGGUAGAAAUUGACAUUCAGUUGACGAGUGACAAAGUGGCAGUGUUGUUUCAUGAUGACACGGUGGACAGAACUACUGACGGCACUGGCAACGUACGCGACUUUACCCUCCAGCAGAUCUCACAACUCAACGCAGCUGCAAAGUUCGACGGGACUGCGGUGUAUGCGAAAAGAGACUGGCCCAAUUCGGAGACUGUGCCUGUGCUGGCGGAUGCAGUAGACGUGGCCAUCAGCCAUGACCUAUUCGUCUUCUUCGACAUCAAAGACACUCAUCAGCAGACUUUGAAGCAACUGCUCGACCAGUUCAAACGAUACCCACAGCUCUACAGUCGUUCUGUCAUCUGUGCUUUCGACUUCCGCUUUCUAUAUAAAGUAAAGAGAAUAGACCCUAAUAUAGCCGUAGUGCCUAUAUACUCGAAGUUCUCAUGUCAUGCUCUCGAGGGUUGUUCAAGCCUUUCCUUCUUGCUGUGGCUACUUCCGUGGACUGUGGUACAGAUUUGUCUCUAUAUACUAUUCUACUACGUCAACCCUCUCUGUCUUGACCACGACGUAGUCUCAGUCGACCAUCGUCUCAUUAGCGAUGGAUUUCUGAGAUGGGCGGAUCAGUGGCGCAAGGAGGUGGUGGUGUGGACUGUGAACGAUGACCAGAAGAAGUUCGAGUUCAUCAAACACAAGCGACUAUCAGUCAUCACUGAUAGCCACUCCAUACGCACCAACUAGAGCACUCUCAAAAAACUUAUUCAUUUACUUGAAUAAACAUCAAGAUGCAGAAAGAAGCAAGAGAGAAAAAAGAGUGGAAAAUUAAGAUGGUACUUUUUUGUCGAAUUUGACAAACAGCAAAUGGGGAAAAUGUUCAUGAAAUGAAGCUUCAGAAAAAUAAUUUUUAAUAAUGCUAUAAAUUACUGUUGUUUAACAGGGGUGGAUUUAUAUUUCUUAACGAGCUAAGUUACGCCAUGUUUUGAUUGAUUGAAAUCGAUUAAAUUGAUUUUUAUGUGCUGUACUCAUACCCAACUAAGACCUUCCCCUCCCUUAAUCCUCUCUUGAUAUAGAUGCACUGCACAAAUUACACGUGGUACGCGAUUCCUCUUAGCUUUCACAGCUUUGUGUACUAUACUUUGUAUAUUGAGAAUCUGUUCAUAGAUACAUAAUAGUUUAGCCUCCUUGGCGAACUGCUAGUUACUUGAAGUUAGACUUAAAUUUGAAUUCAAUUUUAA
Symsagittifera roscoffensis is the source of this 1829-nucleotide messenger RNA. RefSeq names its product glycerophosphodiester phosphodiesterase 1-like. Lineage: Eukaryota; Metazoa; Xenacoelomorpha; Acoela; Convolutidae. The coding region runs from base 370 to 1335 and encodes 321 amino acids. Gene Ontology annotation, biological process: phospholipid metabolic process; N-acylethanolamine metabolic process; ethanolamine metabolic process. Gene Ontology annotation, cellular component: plasma membrane. The transcript is spliced from 8 exons. The record is from RefSeq and is a predicted model, not a curated record. Gene Ontology annotation, molecular function: glycerophosphodiester phosphodiesterase activity.